This is a messenger RNA of Ruditapes philippinarum (Manila clam), 1530 nucleotides long. RefSeq names its product sodium-coupled monocarboxylate transporter 1-like. The record is from RefSeq and is a predicted model, not a curated record. Gene Ontology annotation, cellular component: membrane. Gene Ontology annotation, molecular function: symporter activity. NCBI's taxonomy places the organism in Eukaryota, Metazoa, Mollusca, Bivalvia, Venerida, Veneridae. Bases 73 to 1530 code for a protein of 485 amino acids. The transcript has 13 exons. Gene Ontology annotation, biological process: sodium ion transport; transmembrane transport.
CCAUUUCAGUACUUGGAGAAAAGAUUUUCGAGACCAGUGCGGAUAAUUGGUAGCGUCGUGUUUCAAGUGCAGAUGACUCUGUAUAUGGGCGUGGUUCUCUAUGCUCCUGCCAUAGCUCUUAAUCAAGUGAUGGGAAUAGACAUUCUGAUAUCUAUAUUACUGAUUGGUGCAAUUUGUACUUUCUACACAGCCAUAGGUGGACUAAAGGCAGUAAUGUGGACAGACGCCUUUCAAAUGAUAAUCGUGUUUGCUGGUGUCGUUGCUGUCGUCUGGAAGGGGACAACUGAAAUGGGAGGAUUUGAUGUUGUCUGGCAACUUGCUAAGAAUGGUAGCAAACUACAAGCUGAUAAUUUUGACCCAAGUCCAUUUGAGAGACAUACAUUUUGGACGCUGGUUAUUGGUGGGUUUGUGACAUCUAUGACUAUAUACGGCUCUAACCAGGCUAUGAUACAAAGAUAUCUCAGCAUGGAAACCAGGAAAAAAGCCCAGACGGCUUUAUAUUUACAACUACCAGCAAGUAUUAUAUUUACGUCAUUGUUGGUGUAUGCAGGACUAGUAUUGUUUGCCCGUUACCAUGACAACGACCCUCUUCAGAGCUGUCUAAUUAACAAACGUGACCAGUUGAUUCCAUGGUUAGUUAUGGACAUAUUAGGACAGUUCCAUGGUUUUCCUGGUCUAAUGGUUGCUUGUAUCUUUAGUGCAUCACUAAGUACAGUCUCAUCGGGAGUUAACGCCCUUGCCUUGACAUUCCUCACUGAUAUUAUAAAACCUAUAUAUAGACGUACACAAGGAGAAAAGAUGCCAGAACGUCUGUCAACAAUACUGUCAAAAGUUUUUGCUAUAUGUUUUGGAGUGGUGACUGUUGUUCUAGCAUUUCUGGCCCAGUAUUUUGGCAGCCUUAUUCUUCAAGUCGCUCUCAGUAUCUUUGGUAUGGUUGGUGGUCCAUUACUCGGCUUGUUUGUGUGCGCUCUCUUCUUUCCUAUCAUUAACUCGUGGGGUGCGGGAGCAGGAAUUAUAUCCAGUCUUGCCGUUACAUCUUGGAUUGCUAUUAGUUCAAUUAUGUAUCGCUCUAGUCACGUGCCUCCAAGACACUGCCCGGAACUGGGAUUCAUGAAUGGUUCAGAGAUAACAACUACGCAUGCGUUACCGACGACUGGUUCCACAUUCAAUAAUUCUUCAUAUUUUACAGAAUCAUUAGAAUUAAGUGGUAUAGAACAGUUGUAUCAUCUGUCGUAUAUGUGGUAUAGUUCCCUGGCUGUUGUCACUACAGUUGUUGUUGCACUGGUUGUCAGCUGUGCUACAGGUGGCAAUAAGGGUAGGCCUGUAGACAGACAUUUGUUAUCCCCCUGGUACUUGGUUCUCCAUGAUCUAGCUCAAGUUAGUUCCAGUCGACCAAAAUUUGGUAAGGAGGAGGCCAGUGAUACAACCUCCAACAUAGAGAUGAGUGCAAGAAAUGUAGGGACAAAAGAAAACGGAGUACAUCCUUUAUUGACUGAUACAAAUGUACAUUGGAAGGGAGUUGAAUUUUAA